UUGCUUGCCUGUCAUUAUUUGACAAUACUCAUCCGAAAGAGCAAAAAAAAAAUAGCGUCCUUUCUUGAAGCGGCACAUUUUUGCAACAAAUCGAAUUUACAGAAAAUUACUGUAUUUUAGUGCAGUGCAGCGAUCAAAAUGGAUAUCCGACCAAAUCACACUGUCUACAUUAACAACCUGAACGAGAAAAUCAACAAGGAUGAGCUGAAAAAGUCACUCUACGCUAUUUUCUCCCAGUUCGGUCAAAUCCUCGAUAUCGUCGCGUACAAAACGCUGAAAAUGCGCGGCCAAGCAUUUAUCAUCUUUAAGGAAAUAUCCAGCGCAACGAAUGCGAUGCGUACGAUGCAAGGAUUCCCCUUCUACGAUAAACCGAUGCGCAUCAACUAUUCCAAAUCCGAUAGUGAUAUGAUUGCGAAGCUGAAGGGAACCUUCCAGGAGCGACCGAAGCGCGUGAAGCAACCGAAACCGGUGCAGACGGAGGACAAGAAGGCAAAGAAAUUGAAAAAUGCCGGCGAGGUGGGAGCGACAAACAAUUCGGCCACUGCUGAGCAACCACCGAACCAAAUCCUGUUCCUUACGAACCUGCCGGAGGAAACGAACGAGAUGAUGCUGUCUAUGUUGUUCAAUCAAUUCCCGGGCUUCAAGGAGGUUCGUUUGGUACCGAAUCGGCACGACAUUGCGUUCGUCGAGUUUGCGACGGAACUGCAGAGUGGUGCAGCACGGGAAGCACUGCAGGGAUUCAAGAUUACACCGACCCACGCAAUGAAGAUAUCGUUUGCGAAGAAGUAAAUGCUCUCCGUAUCGUAUAAAAGCCUAACAGGUGAUCUUAUCUUACUACACCAGUGGAUCAUCGGGUGUCGAUGCAGCCACAGGUAAAUUUUAUAAUGUACAAUUGAACAUGAACUGAACUGAUAAACAAUAAACCAUGCAUUAAGCAUUGCACUUCCGCUAUAUCAUGGUAUUGUCGGUUUGGUGAUUGCUUAGAAUAUAAACCGGAAUA
Molecule: messenger RNA, 1000 nt
Organism: Anopheles funestus (African malaria mosquito)
Lineage: Eukaryota; Metazoa; Arthropoda; Insecta; Diptera; Culicidae
Gene: snf
Product: U1 small nuclear ribonucleoprotein A
Exons: 1
Coding region: 139-789 (216 amino acids)
Biological process (GO): mRNA splicing, via spliceosome
Cellular component (GO): U1 snRNP
Molecular function (GO): U1 snRNA binding
Source: RefSeq, a predicted model, not a curated record